Messenger RNA from [Torrubiella] hemipterigena, 1831 nucleotides. The record is from the annotation of a GenBank genome assembly. NCBI's taxonomy places the organism in Eukaryota, Fungi, Ascomycota, Sordariomycetes, Hypocreales, Clavicipitaceae.
UAGAUCUCAUGCUGACUCUACCGACUCCGGCCUCGGCGGGGUCAAGGGCCUUUUAAGCUUGGAGCAACAAACUACACUGACAUUCAGUAAUUCUGGUUUGCCUUUUACUUACCUUUUCCAAUUCAAUCAACCAUCACAAUGGCUUCUAAGCGAGUUUGUCUUGCCUACUCUGGCGGUGCGUUUUUUUUGCUACGCGGCAUAAUGCUGCAUCACCUCGACGACCAUACUAAUGUAAAUAGGUUUGGAUACUUCCGUUAUCCUUGCCUGGCUCAUUGAGCAGGGCUACACUGUUGUUGUAUGUCUAACUGAGUCCUCUGUGGCUAUACUGAGCUAACUGUGACCAGGCCUUCCUUGCAGAUGUGGUAUGUGCACCCGGGUUCUCAACAUUUUGCUACCCCGCCUCGAACACAAGCACUGCGUCCGUACUCGAAAAUACACUCUCACACAGUGUGGAUAAUGGCCUGUUCUUGGAGACGAUAACAAAAAGAGAGGUUUCAUCGGUGUACUUUCUCGCGCUAACUUCAUAACAGGGUCAAAAUGAAGACUACGAAGCAGUCAAGGCCAAGGCUGCCAAGAUCGGUGCCGAACGCAUGAUCAUCCAGGAUCUCCAGAAGGAGCUCGUAGAGGAGCUUGUAUGGCCCGCUGUUCAAUGUAACGCACUCUACGAAGACGCCUACCUCCUGGGCACAUCGUUGGCCAGACCCGUCAUCGCCAGAGCAAUGAUGAAGGUCGCUAAGCAGUACAACUGUGAAUUCUUGAGUCACGGAUGCACAGGUAAAGGCAAUGACCAAGUCAGAUUCGAGCUCGCCUGGAGAGCCCUCGACCAAUCAACAAAGACCAUCAUCCCAUGGCGUAUCCCGGAGUUCUGCGAGCGAUUCGCUGGACGUCAAGCACUUUUGGACUUUGCCGAGUCAAAGGGCGUUCCUGUGACCUCCACCAAGGCCAAGCCCUUUUCUAUGGAUGCCAACCUUAUCCACUGCUCGUAUGAGGCCGGUGAACUCGAACAGCCCGAGCUCGAGCCUAAGGCUGACAUGUGGACCAUGACCGUUGAUCCCAUGAAGGCUCCUGAUGAGCCCACCAGAUUCACCGUCCACUUCGACAAGGGUAUCCCCAUCAAGCUGGAGGUUGGCGACAAGGUCAUCACUGGCUCCUUGGAAAUCUUCAAGGCCGCCAACGAAAUUGGCCGUGCUAACGGUGUUGGCCGUGUCGACAUUGUCGAAUCCCGAUUCAUUGGCCUCAAGAGCCGUGGCUGCUACGAUACUCCUGGCUUGACCAUUCUUCGCACCGCCCACCGAGAUAUCGAGGGCCUUGUCAUGGACUCCAAGGUCCGUGCUAUCCGUGACCAGAUGGUCACCUCGAACUGGACUGCCUGCCUCUACAACGGCAUGUACUUCAGCCCCGAGCGCGAGUUCCUCGAGAACUCCAUCGUCUUCAGCCAGAGACACGUUGAGGGCAAGGUCAACAUGGUUGCCUACAAGGGCAGCGCAUUCGUUGUCGGCCGCUCUAGCGAGACCUCUAACCUUUACUCCGAGACUGAGUCCUCCAUGGACACUCUUGAGGGUUUCUCUCCCAUGGACACGAGCGGUUUCAUUGCUAUCCAGGCUAUCCGCUUGGAGAAGUACGGUGCCCGAAAGAUUCGCGACGGCGAGCCUCUUGCCCCUAUCUAAAUAUUGAUGACAAAAAAGCUUGCUUGCUCAGGAGUGUGAAUGACGCCGCUGCAAGCAUAGCCUGGGGCGUUUAGACAGGGAUAGUGUUCUAAGUUAAAAGCAAAAUCAGACCUAGUAUGGAUGUAAUCAUAAAAUCGUAAUAAAAUCAACCUUUUCGAUUGCCG